AUGGAUGAUAACAAUAAUCCAUAUUUUAGUAAUUUUUUUAGUAAUAAUAAUUCAGUUAUAAAUAAUGAUUUUCUUUUUUUAAAUGAUAAAUCAUUAUUUAAUAAUUAUAGUUUAAAUAAUGAUAAAGAUAAUAAUAACAAUAGUAACAAUAAUAACAAUAAUAAUAACAACAACAAUAAUCAUAAUAACUGUAAUAUUGAUGAUACUGAUAGUUGCUCAAUUUAUAGUAAUAGUAGUGGUGGUAGCAGUGGUGAUAGUUGGAAUAGUUUUAAUAAUGACUUAAAAACUAAUAAUUAUAAAAAAACUUAUUUAUAUUUUAAUGCUAAUCAAUUUUCACCAAUUAAUUAUAAUGAUGAUAUAGAAAAUCUUGUUGUAGAUUGGAUUUAUAAUCAGGUUAAAAUUAAAAUCACAAAGCCCUAUUGUGAAUCAUUAAAAAAUGGUGUUACACUUUGCAAAAUUAUAAAUUCUAUAAAACCAAAUACAAUUAAAAAAAUCAAUACAGGUACAGCCGUGUUUUCAUAUAGAGAGAAUUUAGUUAGUUUUGUUAAGGGUUGCGAAUUAAUUGGUAUGACUGAAGAUAUGUCCAGAUUCCAAGAUUUAAUUUUUGAAGAAAAAGAAACAAUUAUUUUUCAACAAUUACAUACCCUAAUGAGAUUUAGUGAAAAGAUUUUAUCGACAUCACCAGGCUCAUCCUCAUCAAUUUUAUCAAAUUCAUCACAAAAUAAUAAUAUUAAACCAUCACCAGUUGUUUUAAAAAGAGUUGCUCAACCAGUACCAGUUACACAGCCACCAUCCCCAGUACAAGAAAGAGCUCAUUCAGAAUCUAUUGCACCAAAACCAAUUUUAUCAGCAUUAAAUUCAUCACAAUUAUAUACAAAUUCAAAUAAAAUUGUUAGUAAAUCUAGAAUUGGUUUUAAUGUACCACCACCACCACCAGCACCAGUUGAAAAGAAAGAAGAUGAAAAAGAAAAGGAAAAGGAAAAAGAAAAAGAAAAAGAAAAAGAGAAGGAGAAAGAAGAGUCAUCACCAACAACAACAUCAACACCAACACCAACAUUGGCUUCUACAAUACUUAAAAAACCAGCAUCACCAGCAAUGUUAAAAAAACAAUCAUCUGGAAACUUAUCUUCAAAUUCUUUAUCAGGUUAUAUUAGUCAAAACCAAAACCAAAAUGUUUCAACCUCACCUGAAAGGUCAUUAAAAUCACCAACUACUUUAACAACUACCACCACAACAAAUACAAAUACCAAUAUUAUAAAAUCUUCAUCACCCGAAUCAGAGCUUACUGAAAACAAACCUGAAAUAAAUAAUAAUAAAAAUAACAAUAAUAAUAUUAAUAAUAAUAAUAAUAAUAAUAAUAAUAUUGAUGAAAAUAAUGAAAACAAUAUUACAACAUAUAAUAAACCACCACCACCUUUACCACCAAGAGAGGGUAGAGGACAACUAUCAGUCUCCACUGACGAGAUACAAUUUGAAAUGGAGCAAGCUAGUAUUUCAGAAGCUGCAGCAACAGUAUAUGAAGAAACUUCAGUUACAGUUCAGUCAGAAGAGCAAGUUUCGUCUAGAAGCAAUAGUGCAAAUAGUAGUAAUGGAGAGGUUAUCUCACCAACAAUAAUUCCAUCAUCUGUAAAAAAUAAAUUAGAAAAUAACACACCAACCAAUAAUUAUCAUACCAUUUCAACAUCAUCACCAACAUCUACUUCAUCACCAGCAUCAAUUAUAUCAUCCUCAUCCUCCUCAUCAUCAUCAAUAUUUUCUCCACCAUCACAACAGCAACAACAAGAACAUGUAUCAUCACCACAAUCACCUGUACCAAGAGAUCAAACACAUUAUAACACUGUAUCAUAUAGUAAAGAUAGUAAAGAAAAUAGUAAUAAUAAUAGUAAUAGCCCAAAUGGCCAAAUUAAAAAGCCAAGGUCUAGCACAAAGCAGAAAUUAGAAAAAAUAUUUUUUAGUAAAACCAAAUUAACAACUUCAACUACCAAUCUUAAUGUUAAAAGCCCUUCAUCUCCACAACCACCUGUAUCAAAUAGUAAUAGUAAUAACAAUAGUUUAGCAUCAUCAACAAGUAAUUUAAUAACCUCAUCGAAAUCUAAAUCUAAAAAGAAUUUAAAUAGUCAAUCCACCAAUAACACAAUUUCACCAGAUUUAAAUACUAAUAAUAAUAAUGACGAAGAACCAGUGUCAACAUUAUCAAUGUCAAAUAAUAGUAAUCAAUUAAAUUCAAGUGGUAACCAUUUUGAAGAUGAUACCAAUUUUUAUAAUAGUAAUAAUAAUAAUUCAAAUAACAGUUUAGGUAAUUUAUUACCAGAAGAACAAGUAAACAAUGAGGAGCUUAUGAAAGAGCUUGGCAAAGUCGAAUUUCUUUUUAAAGAUCGUAAAAUAUUAAAGGAUAGAAUUAGUUUUACCUAUCCAGAGAAAUAUAAGAAUCUUGUAGAAUAUGACGAAUUAUUACAAUUUGAAAAUAGCAGUACCUUUUUAACAGAAUCUUUCCUCCACCAACCAAAAAACCGCCAAAUGGAAAUUUGUCGUCGUGAAGAGCGUAGAUUUUUAAAUGAAAUUUUCACAUUAACCAACAUGUUAUCAAUAGUAGAAGAAAACAAAAGUUUAACCACUCGUAUUGAAGAGAUGCAAAAAAUGAUAGAGUCUUUAAUGGGUGAAAUCAAAAGAAAAAAUAAAACCGAAUCCCGUAAAGCUGAUGAUGGUAUUAUUUAUAAUUAUAACCAUGGUAAACUAGAAAUUAAAGGUGGAACAACUGAAAAGCUUAUCGAAUUGCUUUACAAUCCAGAGUUUGUUGGCUCCGAUUACUACGAAACUUUCCUCUUAACUUAUCGUUCUUUUACAUCACCAAAGAAAAUUAUGGAUGUUUUAACCAAGACUUAUAAUGAAAACUAUCCAGUCCAAAGCGAUUCAAUUGAUAUAGUAAAGAGAUUAGAAAUCGAAGAAGAAAAUAAAUCAAGAGAAAGAGUACAUCUUAAAAUCUGCAACUUUUUAAAACGUUGGUGUGACAAACAUUUUUAUGAUUUCGAUCAAGAUCUUGUUCAAGAGUUUAAUAUUUUCGUUGCAAAUUGUCGUGAUCAUCAAGAGGUAUUCCAAAAAGUUAUUAAUAAGAUUAGUGGUAUUGUUCAUAGUGAUGACAAAACAGUACUCUCACCAAUUUUUAAUAGUUCAGCACCAGCUUCAAUUCUUCCAAAGCUUCCCAUUCAAUCAUUUGAAGAUAUGGAUCCAGUUGAAAUUGCUCGUCAAUUAACCAUCAUCGAAUUUAAUCUUUUCAAACAAAUUGCAAACAAAGAAUUCCUUUCACUAUCGUGGCAGAAAGCAGAUAAAGAAAAGAGGUCACCAAAUUUAUUAAAAAUGAUUUACCGUUUCAACGAAGUUAGUAAUUGGGUAUCCACCACAAUCGUUAAAGAAACCAACUUAAAGAAACGUGCUUUUUAUUUAAAGAGAUUCAUUAGAGUUGCAGAAGAAUUUAAAAAAUUAAAUAACUUUAAUGGUGUAUUUGUAAUUGUAUCAGGUCUUCACUCUGCAUCUGUAAAUAGACUCAAAAAUACUUGGGGCGAAAUCUCUAAACAACAAAUUAAACAAUUUGAAGAGUUUGUUGCUCUUACUUCACCAAACAGUAGUUUUGCUGCUUAUCGUUUAGAAUUACGUCAAUCAACUGGUGCUCGUAUUCCAUAUUUAGGUGUACAUCUCAGUGAUCUCACUUUUGUCGAGGAGGGUAACCAAGAUAGAUUAGAAAAUGGUUUUACAAACUUUUUCAAAUGUAGAUUAAUAGCCGAACAAAUUAAACAAAUUCAAGAGUUUCAACAACAACCCUACAAUCUUAGUGUUGUCGAAGAUAUGUUACCAUUUUUAAAUCAUAAAAUUAUACCAGAAUCUGAAUGUUUUAAUUUAUCUUUAAUAUGUGAACCAAGAGAAUCACAAAUAAUAAUAGUUAAAUAA
Molecule: messenger RNA, 3942 nt
Organism: Dictyostelium purpureum
Lineage: Eukaryota; Evosea; Eumycetozoa; Dictyosteliales; Dictyosteliaceae
Exons: 2
Coding region: 1-3942 (1313 amino acids)
Biological process (GO): Ras protein signal transduction; positive regulation of GTPase activity
Cellular component (GO): plasma membrane
Molecular function (GO): guanyl-nucleotide exchange factor activity; protein binding
Source: RefSeq, a predicted model, not a curated record